AUGCACUAUCUCAAUCAAUGCUCGCAAUUCGUUCGCUUGGAUGCUGAUUCCCGUGCAACGUUCGUCCGUUCAGCUGUACUUUGUGAACUUUGCCUCAAGCCAAAACAUAACGCGAAACAGUGUCGCUCGAGGCGAUGUUGCGGACUUAAUGACUGCAGAGGUCUACAUCACCCACUACUCCGUCCGCCCACCCAGCCUUCAGCUAAGUCGACGGGGCUAACGUGCCAAAAGAAUGCCGCUCAGACCUCAGCGUCAACUGUGCCAGCGGAUCGUGUAACCGGACAACCGUGGCGCUCGGCCUACUGCCUUGUACCUUGUUUCCAAACCACAGUGAUCCCAUCGUCAUCAACUGCAGAACGUGCACAAACCACAAUGGCUUCAGCUUCCACGGUUUUCUCCACGGAUUCCAGGUUAUUUGUCGUCCACUUUGUGUCCUCUUUCAGUCAGUCAGAAUGUGGCACAAUCUACCGUCUGGCUUGUGAAGACUGA
Opisthorchis viverrini is the source of this 489-nucleotide messenger RNA. RefSeq lists its product as hypothetical. The transcript has 3 exons. The record is from RefSeq and is a predicted model, not a curated record. The coding region runs from base 1 to 489 and encodes 162 amino acids. NCBI's taxonomy places the organism in Eukaryota, Metazoa, Platyhelminthes, Trematoda, Opisthorchiida, Opisthorchiidae.